Molecule: messenger RNA, 462 nt
Organism: Eurypyga helias (sunbittern)
Lineage: Eukaryota; Metazoa; Chordata; Aves; Eurypygiformes; Eurypygidae
Gene: MPHOSPH6
Product: M-phase phosphoprotein 6
Exons: 4
Coding region: 16-462 (148 amino acids)
Biological process (GO): maturation of 5.8S rRNA
Source: RefSeq, a predicted model, not a curated record
GUCUCUCUUCAGUUCAUGCAAAAGGGUUUGGAUUCACAAACUAAAAAACAACUAGAAGAGGAAGAAAAGAGGAUGAUUAAUGAAGAACACUGGUAUCUUGAUUUACCAGAUCUAAAGGAGAAACAGAGCUUUAUAGUAGAAGAGAGGAGCUUUAUGCCAUGUGAGGAUCUACUUUAUGGCAGGAUGUCCUUCAAAGGAUUCAAUCCAGAAAUUGAGAAGUUAAUGAUCCAAAUGAACUCAAGGUGCAAGGAAGAAGAAAUUGAAGUGGAUGAUAAAAUGGAAGCUGAUGUGUCAGAUGAAGAAAUGGCCAGAAGAUAUGAAACAUUAGUAGGAACAAUAGGGAAGAAAUUCUUGAGAAAAAGAGACCAGCGUGUACUCCAGGACAAAGAAGAUGAAGAUGGGGAUAGUAACACAAGACCUAGCAAAAAAGCUAAGAAAAAGUUCUUAAAACCUCAGGAUUGA